CCUUUUGCUAUUCGUUGCUCGCCCCUUCCAAUCUUCUUCGCGAUUUCUCCAAGGAAGUGUUGGGUUGUCUCCUUGAGAAAAGUUUCUCAAAUAAGUAAGGUUGGAGCCAUUCUAUCAUGGGAAAGAGAAAGUCAAGGGCGAAGCCACCUCCCAAGAAGCGAAUGGACAAGCUUGAUACAGUUUUCUGUUGCCCAUUCUGCAAUCAUGGAAGCAGUGUGGAGUGCCGCAUCGACAUGAAGAAUUUGAUUGGUGAAGCUACAUGCAGGAUUUGCCAAGAAAAUUUCAGCACAACUGUCACUGCGUUAACGGAGCCAAUAGACAUAUACAGCGAAUGGAUAGACGAGUGUGAGCGGGUCAACAACCUUGAGGAUGAUGGUGCUUAAUUGUUGUAGUAUGUAAUACUAGCAUAUAUGUGUGCUUAUAUAAAUGUCUGUUGUUAUAUGAGCAAUUAAAAGUGAUCCUAAGCUCUAUUAAGUGAAAACAUAUGCAACCUCUGUAAAGUGCAUUUGUGUUUGAGGACUUAGCUUUUGAUCAGCAGCCCUGGGCCUAAAUGUUUAUGUUUUGGUGUAUGAUCUAUGUGCUAUUAUCAUGGAUGUGUAUUUAGGACAAUGUGAUUCAUGAAUUAUCAAACAUCAUCCAAAGUGUAUUUUUUC
Molecule: messenger RNA, 653 nt
Organism: Dioscorea cayenensis subsp. rotundata (Guinea yam)
Lineage: Eukaryota; Viridiplantae; Streptophyta; Magnoliopsida; Dioscoreales; Dioscoreaceae
Product: transcription elongation factor 1 homolog
Exons: 6
Coding region: 117-383 (88 amino acids)
Biological process (GO): transcription elongation by RNA polymerase II
Cellular component (GO): transcription elongation factor complex
Molecular function (GO): RNA polymerase II complex binding
Source: RefSeq, a predicted model, not a curated record